AUGUAUGCCUUCUACUCGCUCCUGGUCUACAUCUUUUACACCCUCUUUCGAAGGGAUGGGGAGGGAGCAGCUGCAGCAGCUCAAGCCCGGGACCCCUCACAGGGUGCUGGCUCUCUCCCCAGAAAUAGCCGCAGCCGCUGCCGCCGCCGCCGCCGCCACCACCGACUGCAACAAGAUCUCUGGACUGAGCUGAAUGGCCUAGACAGUUCUUCAGACCCAGACUCUGAGAAUGACAGGGAUGGGAAACAGGAGGUGCCAGCUGAGGGAGCUGCAGGCAGCUCCCCAGAGGUCUCCCUGGAAGAAGCCAUCACCCACCUGGCUGAAUUCCUGUCUCUCCAGCUGGGGACAGGUGAAGGCUGGACAAGAUCUGUGGACCCAGACAAGGCUUCCUUGCUGCUGACACUGACUGGGCAGCUCCUGGCAGUGGUAGCCUGGCUGCAAGGGCCAGGUGAGAAUCGACCCCCAAGGCUCCAGCAUGGCCUCCAGCAUCAGCUUUCUGGAUCUCAGCAGAGUGGGACCCCAGCCCCUGCUACAACUCCAACUUCAUCUUCAGGAGGGCAGCCCUUAGCCCCAGAUGGCCUAAGGGUAGCCACGAGGGUUGAGCCUAAGGGGCAACCCCAGCAGAGGGAAGAGGAACAUAGAGACUGGCAGUGGCUGGAGGGGACCACCCUGGGGCAGAUAGAGGAACUUAAGCAACAGCUGGAACACCAGGAGGAGGAACUGAGCCGACUUCGGCUGGGAGUGGGGGUAACAGACUCUGAGAAGCGGAUUCAGCACCUGACACUGGAGAAUGAGGCCCUGAAACAGAGCCUGAGCCUUACCAGGGACCUGCUGCUCCAGUGGGGGCCUGGGCCCCUUGUCCGGACUCCCUCCCCUGCCCAGGAGGAGGCAGAGGUCCUGGUGGAGCUUAGGAGUCGGCUGAGAGAGACUGAAGAAACCACAGAGACCCUCAGGGCCCAGCUAGGAGUACAGGAAGGGCAGCUGUGGGAGCUUCAGGGCGCCCUUAGAGAGCUGCAGCUCGAGGCAGCUGUCCAGGAGUCUGAGCGGAGAAACAGGAGGGAGCUGAAGCAGAUCCUGAGCCAACUGGCAGGACUUCGAGGGCACAUAGUUGCCUUGCGCCAGGGCUGCGGGGACCUUCGUGGGCUGGUCAUUGCCUUCGCCCAGAACUACCAGGGGGCUCUGAAGGAGGCCCAAGGACAGGUGUGCUGGGCCUUGGGGGAACUGUCAGGCAGUCAGUGGGGAAGGAGAGUGCCUGAAGAGCGUAAGAAACCCAGAAGAGCUUAUCAGGGCCGACUGCUGGAACUCAGAGGGAACAUCAGAGUGCUGUGCAGGCUGAAGCCAGGGAGCCCUGGGAACCUGCUGAAUGUGAACCCAGGCCCUGGGGGCACAAUCACUGCUAACUACAGAGGGCGCCAGCGUCACUUCCGCCUAGACCGUGUAUUUCCACCUGAUGCUACCCAAGAGGAGGUGUUUAGGGAGCUAGAACCUGCCGUGCUGUCCUGUCUCCAAGGUUAUAGCGUCUGCAUUUUCACCUAUGGUCAAACUGGGACUGGCAAGACCUACAGCAUGGAGGGUCCUCUAGAGGACCCAGGCAUUGCCCCAAGAGCCCUACAGUCACUCUUCCGGGAGAUGGGGGCACAGGGAGGGCCAAGACAGCACCGUGUGACAGUCAGCAUGGUAGAGAUCUACAAUGAGGCUGUGAGGGAUCUCCUGGCCUCAGGACCCCCUGAGCGCCUUUCAGUGCGUCAGGGACCAGAGGGCUGUGGGGGAAUCCAUGUGCCUGGCCUCACCUGCUGGGAUGUGUCUGAUCUAAGAGCUCUGCACAAGAUGCUGAAUCUGGGGAGGCGAAACCGAGCCACAGCUGCCACCCACAUGAAUGAGCACAGCUCUCGUUCCCAUGCCUUGGUCACCCUGACAUUGACCACUGCCCCCCCUCCUCAUGGCCCAGGAACUGCAGGGACGCUACACCUGGUGGACCUGGCAGGCUCUGAGCGGGUGUGGAAGGCGGUGAUGACGGAGUCCAGUGGCAAGGCUGGGGUCCGGGGCCGGAGGCUGCGGGAAGCGCAGACCAUCAACCGCUCGCUGCUGGCCCUGGGGGGCGUGAUGGCCGCGCUCCGGGCACGUCAGCCCCAUGUUCCUUUUCGAGACUCCCAGCUCACCCGGCUGCUGCAACCCGCGCUGGGCCCGGGAGCCACGGCUGUAAUGCUGGUGCAGAUCUCAUCACGCCCAGAGGAUGUGGGGGAGACGGUGUGCUCCCUGAAGUUCGCUGAACGUGUGAGCCAAGUGGAGCUGGGACCCGCCCGGCGCCACAGGACCCCAACGUCACCUAGCACCGAGGGCACUCCUUCCUUGGGGACCCCCACCACACCUGGCUCUGAGGGGAUCUCCCCACAAGCAGAGCAGCCCUCUCCCUCUGCGGGACUCCCUCCUCUGUAACCCCAUUUUGUGUCCUGACAGCCCAUGCUAAGGACUAGGGGAGACCCUCAGCGGGCUGGGACUGAGGGCUGUACAUUUCCCAAGAUACUGAAAUAAAAAAGGUCUGCCCUCAAAUGCAGAGGUAGCCUCCCUGGAGGCUAGGGACUCCCCAACUCCAAACUCUUAUCCAUUCCCUUUGGAUGGGGGCGAACCUCUCAUAGAUCCCAACCCUGCCAUCUCACAUCUUCCUUCUCUCCCCACCCCUUAUCAAACCCUUGCUCUUAUCAGCCUCGCCCAGCAGGGUGCCCAGACCCCACAGGAAGGGGGAGGGGAGACCUCAGCUGUGACCACCACCCCCAAUCACAGACUCUGGGUUUUAAAGUGUCUCAGUCCUUUAUUGCCUCUAUCCCUGUGUGCCCUGACCCCCGACAAGCCCUGAGGCUCUGGAGCAACCAGCUCACAUCCCUUUUCUCUACCCCUGCCCCCCACAACAAAGGUGCUAGUUCCUCCCCUCCCCAAGCCCAAGGGAGGGGCCAUAGGCAGUGUCCCAGCCUCUUCUUUCAGCCCAGAGAUAAUAUAAACUGGAGAACAGACAGGACCUGAUGGAUGAAGGGGGGAAAACGUGAUAGGAAAGAGUAUAAUGCUGAAGUUGGAGGGGGGCAGGGAUAGUGGAAAGAAUUCUAGGUCCUAUCAGGAAAAUUGGGUUGGGGGUCUCAGUUUUGGCUCUAACUCAUUGGAUGACCUUAGGUAAUUCCUUCCCCUCAAUGAACUUGUUUUUUUUUUUUCUCUGCAAAAUCAAGGGGUUAAACUCUUGUGAUCUCAAAGGUCCUUCCCAGUUCUAAGAUUCUGUGACAAAUGGACUGUCCCCAGGACUCCAACCAGGAUCCAACUACAAAGUGAGUCUCUUCCUCACUGUCUCUCUCCCUCUGGGAAGCCAUGGCAGUAUCAUUCCACAAGGGAAGCGGUUCUAAUAAAAUUUUCAAAAGAC
Trichosurus vulpecula (common brushtail) is the source of this 3403-nucleotide messenger RNA. RefSeq names its product kinesin family member C2 (gene KIFC2). Lineage: Eukaryota; Metazoa; Chordata; Mammalia; Diprotodontia; Phalangeridae. Gene Ontology annotation, biological process: microtubule-based movement. The record is from RefSeq and is a predicted model, not a curated record. Gene Ontology annotation, molecular function: microtubule motor activity; microtubule binding; ATP binding. The coding region runs from base 1 to 2436 and encodes 811 amino acids. The transcript is spliced from 18 exons.